UGUUGUCGGGCAUUAGUAGUUACGAUGCCAAAAAAAUGACGAAAGACUGCGGGUGUGAUUGUAACAAGAGCGAAAAUGGGAGUACUGAUGAUGAACCUAGCAGUCUGCCAGGUCCCAGGACUGACGAAGUUUAUAGAACAGUCAACAUACCCAUACGAUUUAUGUAUCCAAAGCUGCUGAAGGGCUAUCGAGAGGUGGCUGGAUCAAACCCGCAUCCUUGCUAUCGGAGUACCUCGACGGAUUACGGCUGGUUCUCACCGACAAUCCACACGGUCCCGACCACUUACUAUCCGCGCAAUGGCAGCUUCAGCCUCGAGGUGUCCCGCGGUGGCAUGUAUCGCAAUUGCUCACUCAAUACCGAGCUUGAUAAAUAGCUCGCAUCCGUGGGCAAUACUUCUCAACAUUUAGGAACACUUCGCUGCAUCCUAAAACCAUGCAAAUUACUCGCUGUUGUUCAGCUCUAACCCACGUUGCCAACUGUUAACCAUUGCGAUCAUAAUAAAUAAUGAAGAAUGAGCAAUUUCAAUUGUACUUUUGUCUCAAGGAAAAUGACAUGUUCUACUCGGUCAAGUUGUUGCAACAAUAUGACUG
This is a messenger RNA of Phymastichus coffea, 591 nucleotides long. Its product is annotated as piercer of microtubule wall 1 protein. The coding region runs from base 36 to 374 and encodes 112 amino acids. Gene Ontology annotation, biological process: axoneme assembly. Lineage: Eukaryota; Metazoa; Arthropoda; Insecta; Hymenoptera; Eulophidae. The transcript is spliced from 2 exons. Gene Ontology annotation, cellular component: axonemal microtubule. The record is from RefSeq and is a predicted model, not a curated record.